Messenger RNA from Dermacentor silvarum, 2410 nucleotides. RefSeq names its product phosphatidylinositol N-acetylglucosaminyltransferase subunit Q-like (gene PIG-Q). The coding region runs from base 680 to 1915 and encodes 411 amino acids. Gene Ontology annotation, biological process: GPI anchor biosynthetic process. Lineage: Eukaryota; Metazoa; Arthropoda; Arachnida; Ixodida; Ixodidae. The record is from RefSeq and is a predicted model, not a curated record. The transcript has 8 exons. Gene Ontology annotation, cellular component: endoplasmic reticulum; membrane.
UUUCGAUAUCCGCCGAUUAGGAAGCGCCAUGUUGGCUCGCCGGUGAUACGGCUUGUCUCGAUGCAGCCUUCAAAGUUGGUUUGCCGCACGCAUCCACUUGCUAAAUACAGUUUCAUUUUAUGUCACAAAAUAAAACACCAAUAAUAAUUUCUACCAGUUUAAUUUGCUAGGCCAGUAACAAAGAUCUCAAAUAAAACCUACGUAGUAACUUUGAGUGUCAGAUUACCAUCGUUUUAGCCCCAAGAGUAGUGGACCUGGCAACAAGCAACGCUUCAAAACAUACAAGAUGGCGGCCACGUGAAAUCGAAACUGCCCGUGAAACACCUCUCCUCGGAAAUGACAAACGGCUUUGCGAAUAUUUUCCUACCCGUGCAGCUGUGCCAGGGCACGGGGGUGCUUGUAGGAUGCGCGGACGAUGCAGAGACCAACAUCGCGUGUGCAGCGUCGCUUCUGCUGCCCGAAUCUAAAGCGACGAAAGCCACGAUCGACGUGUUCAGGGACUGCCUGGCGCGCAGCUUAGAGCGGUGCGGCGAAUCGUGCUUCGUAGGGCUGCUUACGAGGGGCGACGACCACGUUCGUGCUAGUCGCGCACGCGAAGGAGACGCUCGACUUCUGCAUCCAGGUCGACGACUACGGGAACGUCGUGCAGUCCUUCGUGAGACAGCCCUCGACGAGGACGAUGGUCGUGCUGUACGACGCUCACGUGCUAGAGCGCACGCCUAGCUUUCGAGAGCGCGGCGUCAACGCCUUGGUCGGCUGGUUGCUCGAAUGCCAACAGUUUCGACUACCUGAGAGCGUCGGCUGCACCGCGGACGUCGUGUACGCCAGUUCCGACGCCGAGGAAAUCUCAUUCCUCUGGCAGCCGGCGAUCUGUGCCGGUUCGUUGAUACGUGCUGCGAAGGCGGCGGUGGAUCGCAAGCUACCGACUCGGGCUACGACUAUGCUGUCGACGUGUGCCCAGGCAACGUCCACGGGUGCACUGAUCUGCAAGCGACUCGAUGACUUCGCUGCCGUCGCCGACAGCGUGCGUUCACACGGCCGUAUCACUCUUCGCUGCAAAAACAGGAUGUGCAGCAUCCUGCUCGACUGCUUGCUGGGCGCCUGCCUCGCCUGGGUCGUGCACUGGGACAACGGCUUCUCCGAGGAAGUGCCGUGGGCCUCGCUCGAGUGGACGGAGACGGUCGUCCAGCACCUGCAGACGCUCAUCCAGUGGCUGAUGGGCGCCCCUGCUGGACUGAAGCUGAACGCUGCUCUCAACAACGCGCUGGGACGCUUCUUCCUCUACCACAUAAGCCUCUGGAAGACGUACGUGGGCGUCGUGGACCCGUGGGUCGGGGCCCUGUUCAGCCUCUGGCCGGGCAGCCUGACCCUGCACCUGGCGCUGGCCUCGGACCUGCUUGCCCUGGCCACGGUGCACAUGUACUGCUUCUACGGCUACGCGUGCCGCCUCUACCAGGGCUGGGUGCGCGCGCUGGGCGCCCUCUGGCGGCUCUUCCGCGGACGCAAGUGGAACCCGCUGCGACGGCGCGUCGACUCGCACCGUUACGACGUCGACCAGAUGUUCGUGGGCACGCUGCUGUUCGGCGUGCUCUUCUUCCUGUUCCCCACCGUGGCCGUCUACUACGUCGUCUUCAUGGCGCUCCGAUUGGUCGUCUUGUGCAUCCAAGGAUUGCUAAGCCGUGCGGUGCUCGUGUGGGACUCGUUGCCCUUCUACACCCUGGCGGCAAGAACAGUCAGCGGACGCCCGAUUGUGGGGGACGUCCGCUUCGACGCCUUGUCAUCGGGACCGGAGUUCGCACUAUACAUGCAGGUGACCGGCGGAAGCGUGGAUUUGCUCCCAGAACCCUUGGGCUUCCCUUCGUGGAAGGACCUGUUGGCCGACCUCCUGGUUGGGCGCAUCGUCUAUCCGCUCUGAGCAAACUCCACGCCUAAUCUGGACAUUCGUUUUACGUCAGAGACGACGCGGCUUCCAAGCACCCGUAGUGAAAGGCGUGCCACACUCUAGUCGACGAAUUCCCGUUCAACGUGUUAUGAUCACUAAGAGACGAGUGCCGUUUCAGUGGAAAAGAAGGGCGCGCUGUUUACGGCUAACGGAUGAGGAAUCCAGUCUCCUGCACGCGGGGCAUGCUGGACAUUCCAGCCUGCCGGCCGAUUCUGCAAUACAGUUCGUCGUCGUCGAGGUAUUAUAUAGGAGAGAGCGCGAGCCUUCUUUAGGGGUAUUCAGAAAAAUAUAGCAUAUACAGUCAAACAUCGAUAUAACGAACAGAGAUAUAACAAGUCGUUGAAUAUAACAAAGUAAAUCUAAAAUGUUUUUCGUCAAUAUCAGCGUGUCACAAAUACAUGCUUAUAACGAAUAUUAGGUAUAGCGAAUGUAUUUUUGUGUUGAAUGCGGCUUACUUAUAAGCGAGAU